UUGAGUUUGGUGUUUGCAGGAUAAGUGAAAGUGUUGUAGUUCAUCAUGCUAGUGUCAGUGACUACGUUAAAUGAUCAGAUAUUCACGCUUGAGGUGUCUGAUGAACUUGAAUUAGAGAAUUUCAAAGCGAUGUGUGAAUAUGAAGUCGGCAUACCAGCGAGAGAAAUUGUCGUCAUGUGGAAUGGCCGGCCUCUUCACGAUGACAAACGGACAAUGAAAGGAUACGGGAUUAAAGACGGAGAUAUGCUACUGUUACAACAUAUCCGAGGGCAGCAAGGGCAACAACAGUUCUCAGAUUCAUCCUCGUCAGGUGUUCCAAACAUUGACUUUGGCCAAAUCCAGGUACCAGGUAUGAUGGGAGCCACAUCUUCUAGUCAACAACCACAACAACAACAACAGCAGGCAGUAUUUCCCGAGGAUGACCCUGCAGCUGUGAGGAAACUACUGCUGGCAAACCCUCAUGAACUGUCUCUACUUAAGGAGAGAAAUCCUCCCCUAGCUGAGGCUCUCCUUAGUGGUGACCCUGAAAAAUUCAACAAAAUAUAUUUAGCUCAAAGAAAGGAACGAAAAGAAAAGGAACGUGAAAAGAUAAAAUUAAUGAAUGCAGACCCAUUUGAUCCAAAAGCACAGGAAGUGAUUGCAGAAGAAAUUAGAAUGAAAAAUGUUGAAUCCAACAUGGAGAAUGCAAUAGAGUUUGCUCCAGAGAGUUUUGGACAGGUGCUCAUGUUAUAUAUAGACUGUAAAGUGAACGGCCAUGCUGUCAAGGCCUUUGUUGACUCAGGUGCCCAGAUGACAAUUAUGAGUCAGGCAUGUGCAGAGAGGUGUAACAUCAUGCGACUUGUUGAUCCUCGCUGGGCAGGUAUAGCUAAGGGAGUGGGAACUCAGAAAAUCAUUGGCAGGGUUCACUUAGGUCAGAUCCAGAUAGAAAAUGACUUCCUUCAAUCAUCAUUCUCAAUAUUGGAGAACCAGCCAAUGGAAAUGUUACUUGGGCUUGACAUGUUGAAGCGCCAUCAGUGUUGUAUCGACCUUAAAAGAAAUAAAUUAGUGAUAGGUACAACAGGAACAGAGACUACUUUCCUAACAGAGUCGGAACUUCCUGAACAGUCUCGUCUUAACUACAAUCAGCCUCCAUCACCAAAGUCUGUUUCUCUAGAGGAUCAACAGUUGGCUGAGGCCCUUGCACGCUCCCAGAACGAAGCAGGAGCAGGAGCCUCAUCAUCAUCUAGCUCCUCCCACUCGCGCUCAUUUCCUGAACCUGUCAUAAAAGAACUAAUGAGUAACGGUUUCUCACGCGAACGUGUCAUAGAGGAACUUUCUAUCGCCAAGGGCAACAAGGAAGCUGCUCUUCUUGCAUUGAUUGCAAAGGCCUUCAAAGUGCCCUAGUUAGAGUCUGUGGAUGGUUGUCAUGGCAAUGCGUGCAUGGUUGACAUAUGGGACAUUAGAGAGUGCAAAUGGCCAUUGUGUGGUGCAAAAACCAACAAGGAAACCUGUAUCAUACUGCAACAUUAAGAAGAAAUUUAAUCUAUGCACAAGAAAUGAGGAAUGGAACAAGUGGAGGAUACAGUUUUGUGGGGUUAACUUUGACAGUCUGUAAAGCACUUCAGGGGAUUUAAUCUUAAUGUAUUCAUGACAGUCUGUAAAGCACUAACUUUAUUAAACGAGUACCUAUGUGUGGGAAAUAUGGUUUUUUAAUUGAAUAACAUACAAAUCACAAUCUUGAGUAUGAUAUUUAAUUCAUAGAAAAUGUUACAAAGCACCUUUUACUGGGGUAGAUAUUUAUUGUAUUUAUUUUUAUGCAAUUAUCUGGAAUCUGGAGUUUCUCAGUAGGCAGUCAGAAUUAGAAAUAAGUUAUUCAGUUAUGAAAACAAAAACCUCCAUAAUUUAUAAGUCUUUAAAAUCUUAUUAAACUCUGUAAAGCACUUCAGGGGAUUUAAUCUUAAUGUAUUCAUUGCCUGAGAAGAAUAGCCUAAAAUACAGACUUAAAUUAACCAAAGGAUAAGUCUGUUUCUCAAUUUGGUCUAAGUCCAGAGUAAACGACCAUUCACCUGGUGAAAUUUCAGCAUGAUACAGUGUUUGAGAGCAUUUUGUUUUGUGCAGUUAAAGUCUUAUUUUUCAAAAGUGUAAACACAAUAGUUGGCCCUAUCUGGUAUGUAAACAAAGAUGGGCCUGCCACCUGCCAAAUUUUAGAUUUAUAUUUAAGUGAUGGUCGGAUAUUAAAAAUCUGGUUAUACAUGUAAAAAAAUGAAUACUUAUUGGUUAUAAAUUAUGGAAUGUCCAUCUAAGUAUAUGUAUUCAAAAUAUAAUCUAAAGCCUAAGUGAGCAAAUUCUGGAUUAUGUAAAUUUUAAACAAAGAAUGAAUAUAAAUCAUACUAGUGUGUUAGUUAUCUGUACUGAACUGGCCUUCCUUUGUGCCAAACAAAUAUUUUUACUUUCUCAGGAGAUGUGUUAAUGCCAAGUGAAUAUACUUAUAUAUCCCUUUUAUGCCUGAUAGGUUGUCAGUUGGUUACAAAGUUAGAAAUUGUUUUCUGGUAUUGAAGAAAUAGAAGUUACCAUAUACCUUCUAAAUGUCCCUUGAUACUGGAGGCCAUUCGCGAUAAUUGAUAUACUCACUUACAUUCGCUCCACUUGAGAAAAAAACUAUCCGAUGUACCAAGAUACUAGAUUUUUGUUAGCAUUUAAGAAAUUUUGCUAUAUUGUUCUAUUUCCCCAGUACUUUCAUUAUGUCAAAAGUGGUACACAGAUAGUAUAUAAUUAUAAAACAUUGUUCCAUUCACCAAAAAAUUAGACUCUUGUUUUUGGAAUUGAAUACAUAUCUAACCUGUUACUAAGACUCUCUAAUUAAUGUUGUUCAUCUUGUUGUUUUCAAUAUGGGUUUACGAGGUUUGAAAAAUAUUUUGUGGUAAUUUAAAGACCUAAAUGACCCCAAGUUUACAGGUUUGUUGAAAAUUUAUACUUAUAAUCAGUUUUACAGAGUUUUAGUGCAAUUAACCUCUUCCUGCUACAGUGUCACAUUGCACUGUGACUAUCUUAUGUUUAUUGUAUUUUAUCAUAACAGUGCAUGAUAAUAGGAUCUUGUGAAAUAAAUUCAUGUUUUCCCCAAACCAAGAGUAAGUUGUUAUACUGACAAAAAAACUUAAGAAAACAAGUUGAAUAAGGUCAAUCUGAUCCUAUGAAAUAUUAAAGAAAGGUUCAGUAGCAUAUUUAUUUUUUCUUUAUUCUGAAAAAUGAGAGACUUUAUUAAACGAGUACCUAUGUGUGGGAAAUAUGGUUUUUUAAUUGAAUAACAUACAAAUCACAAUCUUGAGUAUGAUAUUUAAUUCAUAGAAAAUGUUACAAAGCACCUUGUACUGGGGUAGAUAUUUAUUGUGUUUCCUUUUAUGCAAUUAUCUGGAAUCUGGAGUUUCUCAGUAGGCAGUCAGAUUUAGAAAUAAGUUAUUUAGUUAUGAAAACAAAAACCUCCAUAAUUUAAAGUCUUUAAAAUCUUAUUAAACUCAGGUUUGAUAUGCGUUACCAACCAUUCCUCAUGCGGGAACAUUUCAUUUUUUGUUCAUUGAUGCUAUGAAGGUACAUUUUCCAUGUAUUUAAAUGUCAUCUUCCUAUAUUACUCAAUGUCACCAAGGUCAAAUAAAACCACUGUUAACCUAAAAUGACAGCAUGAUAUUCUUGAAAUGUAGAACCUUUGACAUGGCCUGUUUUUUGAUGCAAUGGAGUUAAAUGUCUACCAGCAAGAUAAUAAAUGAGAAGAAUUUA
This is a messenger RNA of Ylistrum balloti, 3750 nucleotides long. Its product is annotated as protein DDI1 homolog 2-like. Lineage: Eukaryota; Metazoa; Mollusca; Bivalvia; Pectinida; Pectinidae. Bases 46 to 1383 code for a protein of 445 amino acids. The record is from RefSeq and is a predicted model, not a curated record. Gene Ontology annotation, biological process: proteolysis. Gene Ontology annotation, molecular function: aspartic-type endopeptidase activity; protein binding. The transcript is spliced from 7 exons.